AUUCCUGUCCACCUGCACACCAAGGUCUUCUGGCCUCAUCCAUCUCCCACCCGGCUCUAGAAUUGCUUAAUGGACUGUGUUAUUUCCCAAAACUCAGCUGCUUUUGUCAGGGUGGGGUUAGCCAACAACACGUUUGGAGGGAGGAAAACCAACAUUUCAUAAGCAGCUGCCCCGCACGGCUGCUGUCAGUACCAAAAUAGCAGCAGAGAAACUGAAAGGCAGACGGGAAAGAGAGGCAGGAAUGCAGAGGGCUCAUCUGCUCCUUUACAUCGCCAGUGUCCUUGGGGCACUUGGCACAGAUGUCGUGGAUGCUCGCUGUGAUUUGACGAAGCCAUACGAAAUUAUAGGAGGCAAAACAGUGCUGCUGGAGAACGACACAUUGCUUCAGUAUAUAUGCCCAGAUAGCCAAUAUCCAUACCCUACCGAGUACCGGAAAUGCGAGAACGGGUACUGGAGCACUAUGAGAAAUAAAGAGGACAGGGUCAUCUUCCAGGCGAGGUGCCGAGAUAUCCGCUGCCCCAGGAUUGCAGAAUUUGAAAACGGUUACUUUGAGCCCCCGCAGCCAUAUUACAAUAUAAGCCAGAACAUCACAUUUACUUGCUAUGGAGGAUACAGCAUGACGGGGUCUGAAGUCCGCUUCUGCCUUCCCAAUGGGAAAUGGAGUGGAAAAACAACCAUUUGUGAUGAUGGAACUGGUCAUUGCUCUAACCCCGGUAUUCCAAUUGGCGGUCGAAAAGAAGGCAAUGAAUAUCGGGUAGAAUAUCGUGUCCGCUACACUUGUGAGCGUGGUCUCAUUCUUGUGGGAUCCAGUGAACGGAUUUGCCAAGAAUCAGGAAGCUGGAGUGGAUCAGAACCACAGUGUCGGCAGCCAUUUGCUUAUGACACCCCAGAAGAGGUUGCUUCCAACUUCAUCUCAUCUCUGACUGAAACUGCUGAAGUUGCAGAUGCCAAUAGAAAUAUCUCCUCUACACAGAAGCGAAGGAUUGUCAUUAAGAAAGGAGGCACAAUGAACAUCUACUUUCUCCUUGAUGCCUCAAAAAGUAUUAAACAAGAGGAUUUCAACAAUACACAGAAUGCUACAAUCAAGUUGAUUGAAAAGAUCUCCAGCUAUGAUGUCUCUCCCAAUUACGCCCUCAUCACUUUUGCCACAAACAGCAUAGAGAUUUUGAACACAAUGCAGGCAGAGAGCACUGAUGCAGCCAAGGUGAUUGAGCUACUGGAAAAUGUCAACAUCGCUGAGCAUAAGAAAAAGUCAGGAACCAACCUCAAAAGGGCCUUGACAACUGUCUAUGAAAUGAUGAUUUCCCAGGAAGCUGAGGAGAAGAGACUUGGAUUAAAUCCUCCUCCUAUUUCCAAUUCCACCCGCCAUGUGAUCAUCCUCCUGACUGAUGGUCGCUACAACAUGGGCGGGGAUCCAGUUCCUGUCAUGGAUGAUAUUAAAGAAUUCCUCAAGAUUAAGAAAUCCGGCUCCAAUUCUCGCAAUGAAUUCUUAGAUGUUUAUGUCUUUGCUAUUGGAAAAGAUGCCAACGAGAAAAGCUUGAAUGCUCUGGCAUCACAUAAACCUGGUGAGACACAUUUAUUCAUUCUGAAAAUCGAAGACCUGCAACGAACCUUUGAUGAGAUGAUCGAUGAGAGUGAAGCUUUGUCUAUGUGUGGCUUGGCGAAAGAACACAAAACAGACGAUCAAAAGAAGAAUCCCUGGAACACCAAUAUCUCCAUCAGGCGUGCUGGUAGGGCAGGGUUCGAACACUGCAAAGGAACCCUCGUUUCUGAGUAUUAUAUCUUGACAGCAGCUCACUGCUUCACUGUGGAGGAUAAGGCUAACCAGAUCACAGUCACAAUUGCCAAGCAACAGUAUUCUGUGGAGAAAAUUCAAGUCCACAAAGAUUACCAGAUCGGAAAACUGAAACAUCGCGGGAUCCCUGAAUUCUAUGAUUAUGACAUCGCCCUGAUAAAACUUAAGGAAAAAGUUGAGUUCAGUUUCAAUGCAAGGCCAAUUUGUUUACCGUGUACACAAGGAACAACCCGAGCUCUGAGGAAGCCUCUUGCAACGACCACGUGUCAGGACCAUGAGAAUGAGCUGCUACCUGUGGGAAACAUUCGUUCUUUUUUUGUAACCAACUGUAAGUCCCAAAACCAACAAACUAGAGGGCUAGUUCGCAGGCCUGUUCAGAUCAAGAAUAGCGACAAGAAAAUAGCUUGUGAACAAGAUGCUAGGAAUGCCAAAUUCUACAAAAACAUUACCAAUAUCAAAGAAGUAGUGACUGAUAACUUUCUCUGCACUGGGGGACAGGACCCUGUGCUGGACCCCAAUACAUGCAAAGGAGAUUCUGGUGGUCCUCUCAUUGUUCAGAAAAAAUUGCGUUAUAUUCAGGUUGGCGUGAUUAGUUGGGGUGUGGUUGAUGUCUGCAGUCACAAUAUUGCGUCAUGUGAGGAACCCGAAAAAUUCCAGAGGCGUAGUCCCUCCUUUGCCAGGGAUUAUCACUUCAACCUCUUCAAAGUUAUUCCUUGGCUCAAAGAAAAGCUGGCCGAUGAGGGACUAGAUUUCCUCUAGAUUUGUUCUUCCCACUCAGAUCCUCUCUGUACAUAGAAGUCAUUCCCUUCAAAUCUUGCCAAGUAAAUUCUAUGUCAGGGGUCUUCCAACUCAGCCCUUUUAGGACUCAUGGACUUCAACUCCCAGAAUUCCUCAGCCAGGCACUC
This is a messenger RNA of Crotalus tigris (Tiger rattlesnake), 2700 nucleotides long. Its product is annotated as complement factor B-like. The transcript is spliced from 18 exons. Gene Ontology annotation, cellular component: extracellular region. Gene Ontology annotation, molecular function: serine-type endopeptidase activity. The coding region runs from base 242 to 2554 and encodes 770 amino acids. Gene Ontology annotation, biological process: complement activation; proteolysis. The record is from RefSeq and is a predicted model, not a curated record. NCBI's taxonomy places the organism in Eukaryota, Metazoa, Chordata, Lepidosauria, Squamata, Viperidae.